UCGCAAAUUUCAGGUCUCUCGCCAUUUCUACCUUCCCCCACCCUUAAUCAAGCCACCUAGCUGCAAGAUUGAUCCAUACAGAUCGAUCUAGCUAGGCAUCUUCCUUGAUCAACUGCCCUUCCCUUUCCUACCUGGCCGCUAGCUUAUAUAGCAGCCUCCAUCCCCACCUCGCAAAUUUCAGGUCUCUCGCCAUUUGUACCUUCCCCCACCCUUAAUUAAGCCACCUAGCUGCAAGAUUGAUCCAUACAGAUCGAUCUAGCUAGCUGGUAAUUGAAUUUUUUAUGGCAAUUGAGCUUGCGCUGGCAGCGGCGUCGUCGGCAUCGUCGUCAGGGGGGCGCGGAGGCAUGCCGAUCCCGUGCGCAGCGCUGCCGCCGGGGUUCCGGUUCCACCCGACGGACGAGGAGCUCAUCCUCCACUACCUCCGCAAGCGCGCUGCCGCUGCACCAUGCCCGGCCCCUGUCGUCGCCGAGGUCGACAUCUACAAGUUCGACCCAUGGGACCUUCCAGCCAAGGCUGCAUUCGGAGAAGGGGAGUGGUACUUCUUCAGCCCGAGGGACCGCAAGUACCCCAACGGUAUGCGCCCCAACCGCGCCGCCGGAUCCGGCUACUGGAAGGCCACCGGCACCGACAAGCCCAUCACGCUCUCUGCUGGCACCGAGAGCCGCGACAUGAUCGGCGUGAAGAAGGCGCUCGUCUUCUACAGGGGUCGCCCGCCCAAGGGGAUGAAGACCAACUGGAUCAUGCACGAGUACCGCCUCGCCGAAGCCCUCACCGCCGUCAGCACCUACAGGCCUACGAGGUUCAAGGACUCAUCCAUGAGGCUGGAUGACUGGGUGCUCUGCCGAAUCUACAAGAGGCCCAACCCGCAGCUGUCGUACUCGUCGCCGCCGCUCGACACCGAGCCGUCCAUGGACGACCAUGGCCAGCAGCAAGAAGACUCCGUCCUCGCGGACGAUGUCGUCGCCAGUUAUGCGCUCGCCGGCAGGCUGCCACGGCCGCCAUCCAUCUCGGACUACCUCGUGGACUACUCGGCUGUGUCCGAGCUCUUCGAGAGCCUGCCGCCGCCGGAGACGGCGCAGCUCGGGACGAACGCAGCAGGCAGCUCCGGUGCCGCCGGCCGGUUCUUCGUCGCUACUAACAGCGAGGCUAGUACCUCUGUAGCGCAGCAGAGCUCACACAAGAGGCGAUUAAUGGAGGAUUAUUCCAACAGUAGCAUGGAGAUGCUACACGCGUCAAACAAGAGGUUGUUGAGUGAUGCUGCAACAUCCAUGGCUGUCAACACCUCGUUUGGCCCAGGCCACCAUUCUCAGGAGGACACAAUUUGAACCCAUGCAUGCCCCCCUCCUUGCUAAUUAGGGCUAGGACAGAAUAUUAAAGAUUUAUUAAUUACAAUUGUUGCGGAGGGAAUUCAUCAUUUAUUGAUUAGAAUUGUAUACCAAAAUGUUGUGUUGUAACAAAUAGCAUUAUUAGGAAAAAAAGAAUAGUGACUAUUUCACUAGCUAGCUAGAUCUGAUUUUAGAUUUUCUAUGUGUGUAACUAGGUUGGUAGGUUGUAACUUGUAAGUGAAGAACACAUUUGUUGAAUAAAAAUUUGGUUUUAUAAACA
Molecule: messenger RNA, 1605 nt
Organism: Phragmites australis (common reed)
Lineage: Eukaryota; Viridiplantae; Streptophyta; Magnoliopsida; Poales; Poaceae
Product: NAC domain-containing protein 58-like
Exons: 3
Coding region: 282-1325 (347 amino acids)
Biological process (GO): regulation of DNA-templated transcription
Molecular function (GO): DNA binding
Source: RefSeq, a predicted model, not a curated record